UGACACACCUCCUAAAUUAAUAGAAUUCUUAAGAAAUCAAGAAUUAAAUCUUGAUGACGAAGAUUUUUCAUGCUUGAGAAGUCAAAAAAUUUCAGGUUCUAACUUUCUUCUAUUGAAAAGAAGAGAUUUAAUCGACUGUAAAUUAAAAGUGGGGUCUACUGUAACACUUUUAAAUUUAAUCGCCGAAAUUAAUACUACAAAAUCUCUUAGAAAGUUUAGGGAAUAUAAUGAAGUAGCGUUUCAGACCACAGUCGAAUUACUACUUCCCACAAAACAUUGGUGUUCUAAAUUACGUCUCGUAAUAGAUAGUUCAAAAAUAUCAGGUGAAGGUCGCUUUGGCUUUAUUGAUAUUUUCGUUAAUGAAGUAAAUGGAAAUGGUUUAAAUUCAAGCAUAAUAUUGGAACUGAAGUGUAUAUCAUUGGUAGGUCUUCUGAGUGGAGAAGAAGGAAGAUGA
Messenger RNA from Dentiscutata erythropus, 454 nucleotides. The record is from the annotation of a GenBank genome assembly. Lineage: Eukaryota; Fungi; Glomeromycota; Glomeromycetes; Diversisporales; Gigasporaceae.